Molecule: messenger RNA, 2538 nt
Organism: Aethalodelphis obliquidens (Pacific white-sided dolphin)
Lineage: Eukaryota; Metazoa; Chordata; Mammalia; Artiodactyla; Delphinidae
Gene: DNAAF1
Product: dynein axonemal assembly factor 1
Exons: 12
Coding region: 78-2069 (663 amino acids)
Biological process (GO): axoneme assembly
Cellular component (GO): axoneme
Molecular function (GO): dynein complex binding; protein binding
Source: RefSeq, a predicted model, not a curated record
CGGGCUGGGUCACGUAGUGAUCCCACACAACCGGGCUUCCCCACUGCUACGGGGUGUUCAGUGUUUCAGGAAUAAACAUGAACCGCGACGCCUCGGAGCCCGUGGCGGACGGGGGAGCGGAACAGGACUGCGCGCGGGAGCCGGGCUUGGAGCCAGCCGUGGAGGAGUCGGCGGGUGACCACGGGAACGCAGGCCAAGGGGGCCGCAAGGAAGAAAUUAAUGACCCUAAGGAAACAUGCGUGGGUCCUUCGGACACUUGCUCCCUCAGCGAGCAGAAACACAGUGGUGAUAGCUGGUCAGAUGGUCGCUUAGCACAGCAAAAAGAUGACAAAGAAGAUCGUGGCCCCAGAAUGACUAAAAAUUUUCUGCGAAAACUGUGCAAGCAGCACAAGCUUUAUAUCACCCCAGCACUGAACGAUACGCUGUACUUACACUAUAAAGGCUUUGACCGCAUCGAGAACUUGGAAGAGUACACAGGGCUGCGUUGUCUCUGGCUGGAGUGCAACGGAAUACAGAAAAUCGAGAACCUAGCGGCCCAAACGGAACUGCGAUGCCUCUUCUUGCAAGUGAACUUGCUCCAUAAGAUCGAGAACCUAGAACCUCUGCAGAAACUGGAUGCUCUCAACAUCAGCAACAAUUACAUCAAGACCAUUGAAAACCUCUCCUGCCUGCCGGUCCUCAACACACUCCAGAUGGCCCACAACCACUUAGAGACCGUGGAAGACGUUCAGCAUCUCAAGGAAUGUUUGAAACUCUGUGUCCUUGACCUUUCCCACAACCAGCUGAGUGACCCAGAGAUCCUGAGCAUUCUCGAGAGCAUGCCCAACCUGCGUGUACUGAAUUUGAUGGGAAACCCAGUGAUUAGGAACAUCCCGAAUUAUCGACGGACACUCACUGUACGACUAAAACAUUUAACAUACCUGGAUGACAGACCAGUUUUUCCAAAGGACAGAGCUUGUGCAGAGGCCUGGGCACAAGGAGGGUACAAAGCUGAGCAGGAGGAGAGACAGCAGUGGGAGAGCAGAGAGCGGAAGAAGAUCACAGACAGCAUUGAGGCCUUAGCCGCAAUCAAGCGCCAGGCCGAGGAGAGGAAACAGCAGAAAGCAAGCCAGGAGCAAGGACGUUCCCAGCUCACUGUGGACUUCUGCUCAGGGGAGAUGCUCGCGCCAGACAGUGCCAGGGACUUGGGUGCCCCUGUGGAAGGGGAGGAAGCGCCUGAAAAGGACAGAGAAAGGUGGCAGAAGACGGAGCUGUUUGUCAAGGAGAGCUUCGAGGCCAAGGACGAGCUAGUCCCAGAAAAGUCAGAAGAGUCGAGUCUCCCAGAGGAGCUGCCUGUGGAUGCUGACGGGGAGCCAGGGGCGGCGCUCCCUGCCAAGGCCCCGCCACCGAGCCCCGGAGCUGCCUGGGAAGAAUCAGCUCCCCAGACAGUGGCCACUGAAAGUGCAUCAGGUACAGAGCUCUGUGGAGCUGAAGAUUUGGAAGCCAUCAGACUGGAGACGAAGGAGAAGCUCUUCAUCGAUGACCUGCCUGACUUGGAAGACGUGGAUGCAGGCGGAUCUCCGGGAGACCAGCACAAGAAGAUGUGCUUUCCAAAGAUUACAGCCAUCUCGAGCCUGGGUGACGACAGUGACCCUGAACUAGACUACACCUCACUCCCAGUGCUGGAAAACGCAUCCACAGACCCCCUUUCCAGUAUAUUUGCAGUCUCCAAGGACACCUCCAGGAAGGCCGAGAUGGAGACGCCCUUUACAGGCAUAUUCAAAGCAGCAGCAGAGAGGGACUUGGCAACCCACAGGAGAGACACCAAGGCCCCUCGCCCACUGAUUCAGGAGCUGGACGAUGACGAGCCUUCAGGGCAACCACCCUGGCCCCCAGCCUGCAAAAGGGAAGCCGCGCCAGCCCCGUGCAGUGAGGACAGGCAUGGGGACCUGCUUCUGGCCUCCCCUCCAGGAAACAGCCCCGAAAAGGGUGAAGCCCAGUCUGAGGUGGAGCCUGAGGAGCGCCCGGAGCCCAGGGCCAGAGAAGACUGGGACUCAGCCACAAAGGCAGCCCCUCUGCUCUUGGACUAACAGGGACGGGCCCUGGCCUGACCCCCCAGCAGGGGCAUGCCACCCCCUUGGCUGGGCUCCCCUUCCCUUCAAAGAGUUGCAGUUACUGCGGGCGUGCAGGGCCCUGGACAUGGAUGGCACUGUGCUCCCUGCUCUCAAAGCCUAACACAACCCCCGGUUAUUUGCAGUAUAAACCAUGUAACUGUAAAUGUCUCCCUUGAGCACUGUAAACAUUGUAGCACCCACGCAAGUCCCUAUGUUAUUGGAUUAUUCGAUGUCCAGUGAGUCACACGUGAUUCACUUCAUCAGGUACCCGAGACAAGGACCAUUCCUCUCUUCACGUGUGAUCAGAAACCUAGGUCCCGCCCCAGGGACCCCAGGGGGUGUGUUCCCCGCAAGACUCUUCACCGGAGCCACAGAGCUGCGAAGAAAGCGAACCUGACGCACUGAAUGUCGAAAGCCAAGUAAGGGGACGCAGCCCAGCCUGAGG